UGAAGCACCAGAUUGCUUUUGGUUUUUUUUCCCUUAAGCUGGGGUAUAAAAUGAAUUCCAAUCUCAGCAGAGGAUUCAUCUUCCUCCUGGAGCAAUGACUGGGAUUGUGCUCUUCCAAAUCCUCCUGCUUGCGGGUCUCCUGAGUGCCAAGCGGUUCCCAUGCUUUCCCGAGUAUUGUCUGCAUGACCAGGACUACGAGGAGCUGCUGAAGAUCGUCCAGGAUGGGCUGGAGCCCACAGCUCACCCGGCGCACGUGGUCGUGGUGGGCGCGGGGAUUGGCGGGCUGACAGCAGCCAAGCUGCUCCAGGACGCUGGGCACACGGUUACCGUUCUGGAAAGGAGCGGCUGGGUCGGGGGGCGCAUCCGGACGUACCGCCCCAAGGGACAGGACUGGUAUGUGGAGCUGGGACCCAUGCGCCUGCCAGGCAAGCACAGGCUUGUCCGUGAAUUCAUCCGCCAGUUCAACCUGAAGCUGAAUCCCUUCAUCCAGAGGGACAACAACACCUGGUACUUCCUGAAGGGUGCUCGGGUCAGGGCUGAGGAGGUAAACAGGAACCCUGACAUCCUGAAUUACACAGUGAAGCCAUCAGAGAGGGGCAAGAGUGCCGUCCAACUGUACCAGGAGGUACUGAACAAGGCUUUAAAGAAGUUCCAGACCACUGAUUGCAGGAAGUAUCUGGCUCAACACGACUCCUUCUCCACCAAGGAAUAUUUGAUCAAGGUGGGGGGGCUGAGCCGAGGAGCUGUUGAGAUGAUCGGUGACUUGCUGAAUGAGGACUCAGGGUUUUACCUGUCCUUCCUCGCCUCACUGUGGGACUUCAGCAUCUUCUCUGAAGAGAGCUUUGAUGAAAUCACUGGAGGGUUUGACCAACUGCCCAGAGCCUUCCACAAGGCGCUGCCCAACGUCAUCCAGUUCAACUGCACUGUGGAGAAGAUCAUGACAAAGGGCAACAAAGUCCGAGUGUUCUACCGUGCUCUGGACACGCUGGCCCCGACCAUCAUCACUGCAGAUUAUGUCCUUGUCACCUCCAGUGCCAAAGCUACCAGGCACAUCCAGUUCCUGCCACCACUGUCCCCUGCCAAGGCCCAUGCCCUGCGCUCCAUCAACUAUGCAAGUUCCUCCAAAAUUAUCCUGGCAUGCUCCGAGAAGUUCUGGGAGAAGGACAGGAUCCACGGAGGGUACUCCAUCACUGACCGCCCCUCCCGCUUCAUCUACUACCCCAGCCACAACUUCUCCAGUGGGGUGGGCAUCAUCCUGGCUUCCUACACCUGGAACAAUGAUGCCGAGUUCUUCCUGCCCCUCACAGAAGAGAAGUGCCUGGAUGUGGUGCUCCAAGACCUGGCAGACAUCCACCAGGUGAGCAAGGAGUACCUGCAAUACACCUGUGACCAGCAUGUGAUCCAGAAGUGGCAGCUGGACCAACACUCCCUGGGGGCUUUUGCUGCCUUCACCCCGUACCAGUUUGUGGAUUACUCGCAGGCCCUGUUCGCUCACGAGGGCCGGGUCCACUUUGCCGGGGAACACACAGCCCAGCCCCACGCCUGGAUCGACACUGCCAUGAAAUCGGCCAUCAGGGCCAGCAGCAACAUCCACCAUGACAGUAAUGAAGCCCUGGCAACAGACAGGGAGUUGCUUGGGAGACUUGGGCACAGGGAAGAGCUCUGAGCGUGCCCUCAGCCAUCUUUUGGUGGUGUGAAUCUGGUUCUUUCCAAGAGAAAUUAGCAGAAUUCAUUGGCAGUGAAGGUGUCAAAGAAUUGCAUGUCUUGAAGCAGGACCAAAGUGGUUAAACAUGUCAUGGGGAGAAGAGGGAACGUUGAAAUAGUAAUAGUAAUCAGAAUUAUAAACACUUCAUGGGGGUAGGAGGGAGCACUAAAACCAGGCAGUGGGCUCCGGGACUCUCCUGUUUCCCUUGUCCACUGCCAUUCCCAGUUCAUUUGCACUCAAGGCACUUCAUGGAAUGACUAAGGUGAAAUAAAGGUGGGAAUUUCUGGUUUCCUUGUCUGAGGGCAGUGUCAUCACAUAUAAACAGCGUCACCAUGCUCCAGCCCUUUGGGAGCGUCACUCUCAGUUCCCCUACCCCAGAAUCUGAGAGAGAACCCAGUGCUUCCUCACCAUCCUCUCCUUUGACUGGUCCAACACAACUACUUAAUUAAUCAAUACUAAUUCCUGUUAAGUAAUUAACCAUU
Messenger RNA from Pseudopodoces humilis (Tibetan ground-tit), 2187 nucleotides. Lineage: Eukaryota; Metazoa; Chordata; Aves; Passeriformes; Paridae. The record is from RefSeq and is a predicted model, not a curated record.